Messenger RNA from Onychostoma macrolepis, 2829 nucleotides. It is a transcript of the gene scdb, whose product is annotated as stearoyl-CoA desaturase b. The transcript is spliced from 6 exons. The record is from RefSeq and is a predicted model, not a curated record. Gene Ontology annotation, molecular function: palmitoyl-CoA 9-desaturase activity; stearoyl-CoA 9-desaturase activity; iron ion binding. Gene Ontology annotation, cellular component: endoplasmic reticulum membrane. Gene Ontology annotation, biological process: response to fatty acid; unsaturated fatty acid biosynthetic process. Bases 189 to 1154 code for a protein of 321 amino acids. Lineage: Eukaryota; Metazoa; Chordata; Actinopteri; Cypriniformes; Cyprinidae.
AUGAAACUGGUAGGGCUAGAUGGCAUCCUCUCAGCCUCGCCCAAUUGCAUCAUUUUAAACGAAAUCAGAGGGUUAGACACGCAAAAAAUCAAAAAUUAAAUCACUCGACGGGGAACCUGCCUGCUAGCAUCAAUCAAAUUGUGAUAAUUCUUUAUGGUUGCAUCGCAAACAAGGAGACAAUAACGAGCAUGAAAGAAAUGGCCGAAACGACGACGACGACGACGACAGAGGAUGUUUAUGAUGAUGCUUACGAGGAGAAACCGGGCCCGAGUCCUCCAGUGAAAAUCGUAUGGAGAAACGUUUUAUUAAUGUCUCUUUUGCACCUAGGAGCUCUUUAUGGCCUGAUGAUUCUUCCAUCGGUCUCAUCCUUAACGCUGAUGUGGACGGGAGUGUGUUUCAUGCUAAGCGCUCUAGGAAUAACCGCCGGCGCCCAUCGCCUUUGGAGCCACAGGUCUUACAAAGCCUCGAUGCCAUUACGAAUCUUCCUAGCGACUGCAAACUCCAUGGCUUUUCAGAAUGAUAUCUAUGAGUGGGCCAGAGACCAUCGUGUCCAUCACAAGUUUUCCGAGACUCAUGCGGACCCACACAAUGCCCGCAGAGGAUUCUUCUUUGCCCACAUCGGCUGGCUGCUGGUCCGAAAACACCCAGAAGUUAUUGAGAAAGGACGCAAACUGGAGCUCGCUGAUCUAAAAGCAGAUGGAGUUGUAAUGUUUCAGAGGAGGCAUUACAAGUUAUCUGUGGUGGUGAUGUGCUUUCUCAUUCCCACGUUUGUACCUUGGUUCUUUUGGGAAGAGAGUCUUUUGACCAGUUACUUAGUUCCGUGUCUGUUGAGAUACACUGUGUCCCUUAAUGCGACCUGGCUGGUCAACAGUGCAGCUCACAUGUGGGGAAUGAGGCCUUAUGACCACAACAUCAAUCCCAGAGAGAACAAGUUUGUUGCCUUCAGUGCCAUCGGUGAAGGAUUUCACAACUAUCAUCACACAUUCCCCCAUGAUUACGCUGCAAGUGAGUUUGGCAGUCGGCUGAAUUUGACCAAGGUGUUUAUAGAUGUCAUGUGCUUCUUUGGACUGGCCAAGGAUUGUAGGAGGGUAACUCGUGAUACCAUCAUGGCCCGCGUUCAACGCACCGGUGAUGGCAGCCACAAAAGUGGUUGAUUUGUUCAGUACAUAUGAGAAAAACAAACAAACAAACAAAUAAACAAACAAAAAAAAAAGUUAUAAGGCAACAUAUACAAAAGCAUUUGCAGCAUUUCUUAGUGUGCAAUGAAGAUUGAUCUAUAUACACUCUCAUAUGAAAUAAGAAACUCUAGAGUGUGUUGGACUAAUAUGUGUUCUUAAGAAUUCUUUCCUUUUCAUGACAUGUAUUAGACUGUGGGAGAUUAUUUUCGGAGAUGGUAAAGGCCAUAGAUUGGGAGAAUAAAUAUGUCCCAGUCUGCCUCAAGAGGCAAGAGAUGGUACUUCACUAGUUAAACAGCCAUGUGCCUCAUUACAGCCCUCUCUCAUGAUUAGGUUGACCCAUGUUUUCUCUGGAUAAGCAGUUACUGUUAUGAUUUUAAAACAUCGUUUCAGCAAGCUAUACAAGCUGUAAAAUUAAGAUUAAUAUAUUGGCACUAUUUUACAUUUUCUUAGAUGAUAAAAGCUUUUUUCCAUUUGAAAUAAAUUUAACGACCACCAAAAGAGUUAUUUAUAGGUCAGUAUGUAUAGUCAAAUAAAACUGUGCCAUAGAAAAGUCCAUGGGAAAAUUGUUCUCAGCUGAGCUAAAAUGUUGACUUAAAUAACUAAGGUUAGUUCUGUUUAGAAUAGGUUUGUUGACAGUAUACAUGGAAAUACGUCAAAAUAUUUUCAUUUUUAUUUAAAUUCUUAUUUAAUCUUAUUUAUUUUUAUUCUACAUGCCAAUGCAAAGGUCCUCAGAUCACUGAUGCUUAUGAUGAGGAUUUCCCUCAAGUAAAAUGAGCAAUUUAUCAGAAAGUUUAAUUUCUUAAUCAAUGUUUUCCAUGUUGCAUAGUGCUCUAUCUGGUUUCCUUGGACUCUUGUGGUCCUGUAAAAAAAAAGUACCUGUUAAAUGACCAGGUAAGCCUAUAUGGUGAACUCUUUUCUAAUUACAAAUAUAUUGAAGUACGAAAGGACUAUUUCAAGUAUUAUGAAAGAUAUUUAACCAAAAAACAUUUUGAAAGAAAUGUGUCUGUUGGGGUAAAAGUAAUGUGGUGUACAAUUAUUCUAGCAGAUUUAUUAUAGGACAUUUAUUUGUCCUUAUGAUAUAAUCCAAGGAUUGGAAUAUUCAAAUGUCUUCAUCAGAUAGAAUCUUGCCCUUUGCCUUAUAGAAUAGGCCUAUAUAUCUUCAGAUUUUGGGUUAGACUCAAAAUUGAAAAUGCAAAGAUGAUGUAUAGCAUCAGAAAAAUUAUUACAAACUUAUGAAGUUUUAAGUCAUUCAGGGUGGGCUGUUUUCUUGGCUCUUCUGUGACGAAUGAAUGACCAUCUGUAGCUCCCUAAAUAUAUAUUUUUUUCUCAUAAAUGUUUGAUAGGUUGAUAGUGGUAUGCAUUUUCCAAAUGUAAAAAAUGCCAAAUGCUUUAUAUAUUUAAAACAUACACCCAUGUUUAAGAAGAAACACAAAUUGACACUGCGUUUUACAGCUUAAUUAUUUAUACAGUGUUGACCUUUGAUGUCUGGGAGCCUUAAUGGGCACAUUUUCAAGGAAUGUUGUUUCAUGUACCAUAAACCAAAAUUUCUAUAAGUGGAAGAGUUUUGCGAGUUGUACCGUGAGUUUUGUUAUGAAUCAAUAUUAAUCUUUUCUUAAUUGAAUAAAAUGUGUGUAUAUCUGAAAAUGUAGUC